This is a messenger RNA of Branchiostoma belcheri (Belcher's lancelet), 2920 nucleotides long. RefSeq names its product mannosyl-oligosaccharide 1,2-alpha-mannosidase IA-like. Gene Ontology annotation, cellular component: endoplasmic reticulum; Golgi membrane. The record is from RefSeq and is a predicted model, not a curated record. The coding region runs from base 41 to 1993 and encodes 650 amino acids. Gene Ontology annotation, molecular function: calcium ion binding; mannosyl-oligosaccharide 1,2-alpha-mannosidase activity. The transcript has 12 exons. Gene Ontology annotation, biological process: carbohydrate metabolic process; N-glycan processing. NCBI's taxonomy places the organism in Eukaryota, Metazoa, Chordata, Leptocardii, Amphioxiformes, Branchiostomatidae.
GACUUCUCGCGGGGAAUUGUGGGUACCAGGUGGAAGCAAGAUGGCGGCGGCUCCGCUGCUCCCGACGCAUCGGCGCUACGUGAACGGCGUUCCCGUGCCGCAGAGACAGACUCUCCGCAUGAGCGAGAAGUUCAUGGUGCUGCUCAUAGUCGCUGCCUUUCUGUUCGUCCUCGUGGGGGCCAUGUUUUUCCUUCCCGAGUUCCGAGAGAAGGUGGUAGGGCCAGGCGAGCCCGGGGACAUUUUCCGGCCUCAGCCGCCGGCUUCGCCUCCAGUGGGGGGACUCAAGUUCCACCAGCACGAUUUCGACCCCGUCGAGAACGUCGCCAGGGACGUGGUGGACCCUGGUAAAUCCCGGGGCAAGCAGGAACUUGAAAUCGAGCAGGAGAAGGUCCUCCAGGAGGCCAGGCAAGUCCUGAACAAGUUUCAGGACGACGAUGUCAAAAACGACAUCAAGCAGGAUAAAGCGAAGCUCCAACAACAGAGAGAGGAGGAGGAGAAGAGGAAACAGGAAGAGCAAAAUAAGGAGCUUCUGGAAGUCAACAGGGUCGACACCGGGGCAGUGGGAGUGAGCGGUGGCGAGCCCACAGACCACGACACCAAGAUGAGACGAGACAAAAUCAAAGAGAUGAUGAAGUUUGCGUGGGACAACUACGUGCAAUACGCCUGGGGUCAGAACGAGCUGAAGCCCAUCUCCAGACGGGGUCACUCCGCCAGCAUCUUCGGGAACUCUGCGAUGGGUGCCACGAUCGUGGAUGGGCUGGACACGCUGUACGUCAUGGGGCUCAUGGAUGAGUACAAGAAGGGCCGCGACUGGAUCGCAACCAACCUCAAAAUGGAGGCGACUGCAGACAUCUCAGUAUUUGAGGUGACCAUCCGCUUCCUGGGGGGUCUGCUGGCUGCUUUUGCCAUGACCGGAGACCAGAUGUUUAAAGACAAGGCUGUGUUGAUCGCCGACAAGCUGCUGCCUGCCUUCAACACUCCUACAGGCAUUCCCUGGGCACUCAUCAAUACCAAGAGGGGAAAUGGUCGUAACUGGGGCUGGGCAUCUGGUGGUUCCUCACUCCUAGCAGAGUACGGCACGUUACACCUGGAGUUUGCCUACCUGACUGAGCUGACUGGGAACUCUGUAUACCUGGACAAGGUAAAAAGAGUGCGUGAGGUGAUCUCGGAGUUAGACAAGCCAGACGGACUCUACCCCAUCUACAUCAACCCCAAGACUGGCAAGUGGGGACAAAACCACGCGUCCCUGGGAGCGAUGGGAGACAGUUUCUAUGAGUACCUCCUGAAGUCCUGGAUCAUGUCCGGGAAAGUGGACAACAAUGCUCGCAGGAUGUACGACCAGGCCAUGACGGCUAUUGACAAGAUGAUGGUUCAGAAGUCUGCCUCAGGCCUGACGUACGUGGGAGACUACAAGAACAAGCGGGUGGAGAAGAAAAUGGACCAUCUAUCCUGCUUCUCUGGCGGGAUGUUCAUGCUAGGUGUAGAAGGAGCGCCUGAAGAGCUGAAGGACAGGUACAAGGAGCUGGGCACGGAGAUCACCCACACCUGUCACGAGUCUUACAUUAGAUCAGCCACCAAGCUUGGUCCCGAGGCGUUCAGGUUUGAGGGGAAUGUUGAGGCGAUGUCCAUCCGGCAGAACGAGAAGUACUACAUCCUCAGGCCGGAGGUCAUCGAGUCGUACUUCUACAUGUGGAGAUUUACCAAGGACCCCAAGUACCGGGACUGGGGCUGGGACGCAGCACAGGCCUUAGAGAAGUACUGUAGAACACCCGGCGGCUUCACAGGCAUCCGAGACGUCUACAACGCCAACCCCGCCCAAGACGACGUUCAACAGAGCUUCUUCCUAGCAGAGACUCUUAAAUAUCUUUACCUCCUUUUCUCAGAGGAUACUCUACUACCUUUAGACUUCUGGGUCUUUAACACAGAGGCCCACCCCCUCCCUAUAAAGACUUCAAUAGGUGCCAAAGACAGUCAUGCCAACGAUAGAAGGUAGUAUGCUGCAGAGAGGCUGCUGGAAUGAUCCAUUCCAAACGGGGGUGGGAAGGGGGUAGGUGUAGGGAUAAACUAAAAUUGCAAUUUCGAAUUUUUAUGAAGAUGAUGAUGGUUGAUACUUGCAAUUGUAGAUGUUGCCAAUUUGUAUAUUGUAAAAAGGAAUCAUGGAAUUUAUAUGUUUGUUUUUUGUGUGUGUGAUUGAGUAGAGGUGGGAGGAGAGGUACAUUGGAUUGAUGUAAAACUGGCCACUUUACAUGUAGAUUUGGAAAGUCCUUUUCCAAACUGCUCCAGGGUACCAUAUUGGAUGCCCUGCAGUACAACUUGAUGUACAGUCAAGCUUUACUUCGGCAUUUCAAAAGCAUACUCACCUUAACAUCAUGUCAUCUUUACUUCUAUCAUAGCAGAGACAGUUUUGAUGAUGUUGAAUUUGAAAAAAAAAUAUUCUGAAAAAAUUCCUGUCUUUUCUUGAUUUAAUGUGACCAGUGCUAGGCCCUGUCCACUGAUUUUUUUUAAACAAUAAUUAUUGCCUAUUUUAAUGCUCUUUUUAGAUUUGCAAUUGGUGGCAUAAUUAUCAGCAAUACUUGGUGUGUGCAUUUUUCCACCUGGCUUACUUUGCUUCCACCAGUGAUGAUGUAAUUUGACAAUCAUGUUUGCUGGUCUAUCUGUGCCCAGCUGUAGUACUGAUGUACCUACAUUAGAACAGUGUUUUUGUCAUCAGCAGUUAAAAUUGUGAAACUAUUUUCCAACUCAAUCAUUAGACUCACAAAAUCAGUUCCUCCUGAAGGAGACCAGACGACUUGGUGGUAAGAAACUUGGCAUUAAAUAUUUAAAAUCCAAUCUGUGUGUUCCCUACCCUAAUGACAAUGGAAAAUGGUUGUGAGGGGGUCCAGUGGUUGUGUUGAUUGGCCAGGAAAACCUUACGUUUGCA